ACACCACACCACGCCUCCUCAAGAAAGAAACCCAGCUAUAAAACCGCUCGCGAUCCCCAGGUCCACUGGCUCAGAUCACACACACCACCAAAGGCCAAAGCGGGACGGGAGCCACAGAGAUAGCUAGCAAGAAACCACAGAUGGCGGCGAUAGCGGCGGCCACCCAGGCGGCGACGGUGCUACUGCUCGCGGCGCUGGUGCUGGCGGCGGGACCGGGCGGCGCGCGGGCGCAGUCGGCGUCGCCGUCGAGCCAGUGCACGUCGGCGCUGGUGAGCCUGUCACCGUGCCUCAGCUACAUCUCCGGGAACGUGUCGGCGGCUCCGCCGUCGUGCUACGCGCAGCUGGGCAAGGUGGUGCAGUCGGACCCGCAGUGCCUGUGCGUGGCGCUCAGCGCGGACCCGGCGUCGCUGGGCCUCACCGUCAACCGCACCCGCGCGCUGGACCUCCCCGACGCAUGCAAGGUCACGACGCCCGACGUCAGCAGCUGCAAGGGCGGCGCCGCGGGAGCGCCUGUGACGACGCCCGCGGGGCAGACGGCGCCGGCCACGGGGUCCAAGACGACGCCCGCCACGUCGUCCGUGCCCGGUGCCGCCGCGUCGCCGCCGGGCUCGGCUGGCCGUCUCGUCGCCGGCUUCUUCGUCGCCGCGGCCGUCGUCGCUAGCUUCGCCGCGUGAUCCGGCGCUAGCUUCGGUACCCUUUUGUGCGCGUAGGAAUCGCAGCGGAUUUUGUGUUGUUUGUUUCAUCGGCGGCGGUGGUGCGUAGGAAUCGAUCAGCCUCUUGUCCAUUUGUGAUUCGUUCAGUGACCGUGAGGGAGAGCCGUCUCUUAUUCAUAUCGACUCGAUUCGUCACAGCAAUCGCGCAUCGCGCUGAAUAAAGACAUCGCCUGUCUCGGUUUUUUCUUUA
This is a messenger RNA of Zea mays, 903 nucleotides long. Its product is annotated as non-specific lipid-transfer protein-like protein At5g64080. The record is from RefSeq and is a predicted model, not a curated record. The transcript has a single exon. Bases 141 to 674 code for a protein of 177 amino acids. NCBI's taxonomy places the organism in Eukaryota, Viridiplantae, Streptophyta, Magnoliopsida, Poales, Poaceae.